Acanthaster planci (crown-of-thorns starfish) is the source of this 2572-nucleotide messenger RNA. RefSeq names its product outer dynein arm-docking complex subunit 3-like. Lineage: Eukaryota; Metazoa; Echinodermata; Asteroidea; Valvatida; Acanthasteridae. Gene Ontology annotation, biological process: outer dynein arm assembly; cilium movement. The record is from RefSeq and is a predicted model, not a curated record. Gene Ontology annotation, cellular component: ciliary tip; ciliary rootlet; ciliary basal body.
AAGAACGUGAAGAUUUUUUGUGGCUUGAGUUGCUGCUCAUCACGAGUUGGGAACGCCAAAACCUGUCUUAAUUAUUGACUUUGGAAGACGGUUAGUGAACCAAAAUGCCAGUUACUGGCAAAAACCAGAGUAAUGCUCCGAUAACGGAGCAGAUUUCAGAAAUCACUCGUAAAAUAGCUUUGCUGGAUGGUGAUCGUAAAGCAUACUACGAGAGCUCGCAAUGGACAAUCAACCAAAACCGAGAGACCAUCAGCAAACUACGCAAGGAGAACAAGAUGCUGCACAAGCGUCUAGCCGACAGCAAGGCUGGGGAUGAGAGGGUCAUCAACACAGCCUUCAAGGACCGCAAUGUUGAGAGGGCUUCCCUCAGAGGCAAAUCGGGAAAGGAAGCGAUACUCAACAUGGACCAGAAGGUGUGCGAGGCUAAGAAGCGAUUGAACUACGAGAAUGCCCAGACAAUGAAGAUGCAGAAGAAACUGACUGAGCUGGAGACACAGUUGGCCCAGAUGAGGAAAGAUGCCUCAGAUGCAGAGGCCAUGGAUGCGGGCACCUCGGAGGAAGCAAUGACCUUGCGCUCACUAGAGAACCGUCUGGACAAGGCCCUCUUGAAGCUACACGAGGCGGAGCACAUCAACCGCACUUACCUGGCCAUCAAGGACCAGAUGGUCAAGGACAGCCUGACCUUUGGCAAUGACCUGGAUGAUAUGGAGGCGGAGAUCGAGAAGCAGAAGCAAGAGCUGAAAGACCUGCAGACUAUGAACCGCGACGCCCAGAUCUCCCGUGACCAAGCAAAGGCCGAGCUCGCCAAGCAUGAGGAGACCGUCUACCGUGAGAAACGAGAACGAGAGGAAGCCCUGACUGACCUCAGGAAGCAAGCCGAAGAGAAAAAAGCCCACGCCGAGAGAGUGGAGAGACGGCUUCACCGAGCUUCCAUCCAGCACGAUGAGCUCACUGCUGAGCAGAAGCAGUUGAUCAGUGGAGAGGAACAGGAGAAGAAGAUUGGCUCCUACGAGGAAGCCUUCCUUGCCAUCAAGGAUGCAACAGGGGUCAGUGACCUCCAGGAGGUUGUGUUGCGGUUCGAGUCACAAGAAGAAACCACAAAGCACCUCGAGGAUCUCAAGGACAGCGGGGAGAAGCAGGUGAAUCGUCUCAAAGAGGAGAAGGCCAAGCUACAGCGAGAGUUUGAGGAGAUGAAGUACUCAGGGGAGGCGAGAUUAUCUAGUGGACAGAGGAUGCUGGAGCAAUUCCAGGCCCACUUGAAGAACGAGGAGGACCGAAGGACCACCUCCCAAGACAAACUGGACAAGUCCAGUAAGAUCCUGGUCAACGUCAAGUCAGGAGUGGAGCAUCUAGCUGACAAACUGCAGCACCUCAAAGCUAGCAAAGGUCACGUUCCCCAGGCUCAGCUAUCUCCGACGUCUGAUGAGUUUGUCUUGGACCUCCUGUCAACCUGUGAGGAGAAGCUCCUGAAAUUGAUGGAGGACCUCGAUGGGCAAGACGUGGACGAGACUCUCCAGCAAAUGGAAGAAGAGGAGUUCCAUGUGGGUAUCGAGGGCCAAAUGCCUCAAUACAACACACGAAUCAAGCUUGCUGCCAUCUCAAGAGACACUGCAUAUGAUGAUGAUGAUGAAAGCGGCGAUGAUGAAGACAUCAUCACAAGGAGCCAACUCAAGAAGCAGGCCCAAACACUAGUGGACUCCAAGACCAAGAAACACAAGGUCCGCGCCCGCAAGAAGAAGGGCAAGUAGAGCCCUCAACGAAUGCUCCUUCCCCAAGCAGAACUGACAUUGAGUCACCAGGGCACCAGACUUGUCCAUCACCUUUCAGCUUCUCUCCCAUGGAAUUAAAAGUUUUGCCCAGUUCUGUUGCCUCUAUUGUGUAUAUACUGUAGUGUUAAAAUGAUCACAUGUACAUUUUAUUAAUCUGUAAGAAUUGAGACAUUACUAGAACAUUUACUUUGCAAAGUGUAGUUCUGUUCCCAAUUGUGGCAUUUAUAAAAAAACAAAAAAACCAAGAUUUAUGGGAAGUAAAUUUGAGCCAAGAAUUUCUGCCGGGCUGCUUUGCCAGCGCGAAGGUUUGUUGUCGGUCUUUUCUAACGAUUUCGCAAUUCGGUAGUUUGGGUGUUACAUUUUUUGACAGGCGGAGUUGUAGGAGGGGAUACAUCAUUCAGUCAUAAACAUUUGUAUGUCUUAAAACGCUCCGAAAGCGUGGUUCCCCAUUGUGUGACACCCAUAUUUUGUUAUAAAAAUGGUUGCGUCUAACAAGUUGAAAGUGCUUUUGUCCAAAUGUGUAAAUAUCGAAAAAAAUUCGUGGAAAGUGUCGUUCGAUAAUAAGCAUAAAUGUAUUUCAAAUGGGUGUUUUGGGGUGUAAGCAUACAGGAUGUAGCAGGGUUUGUUAUGGACAUGUACAUUUGCAUGCAGGUGCAUGUACAUGUAUUUGUGCGUGAAUGCUGUGACAAUAUCCGUCCAUGGCGAUGACAGAAUUCAGGUCUGUGUUUAUGUACAUUCGUAAGCCUACAGCUUUGAACAUUCAAAAGAUUUUAAUAAAAGAAAAUAUGUUGCUGUCGACCUGA